GCCAUGUUGAAGUCGUGAGACCUACGAUUACCAAUUCGAUCCGCGCACUAUGGCUAGACCGAAUGUUGCUGCGGAGUAUAACUCCCAAGCUUCAGAUUAUGAGACCUUCACCAUCACCACGCCGAUCGGGCGGUUAGAGACCGAGCUUUAUCUCACCGCACUCAGCGACCCAAAUGGACUAAGCAUCCUUGACCUCGGAGGUGGGACCGGUCUUCGAGCUCGCGAGGCAGUUGAGCGUGGCGCUAGCUUGGUGGAUGUGGUGGACAUCUCUGCUGAGAUGCUCCAUGUCGGUAAGGAGGAGGCGGUGAAGCUUGGGGUUGGCGACCGUAUCCGGUGGUUCGAGGCCGACGUGUCUCAGUCGCUGAGCCACCUGGAUCUGAAGGAGUCGUAUGAUAUCGUGCAGGCAAACUGGGUUUUGGACCAUGCCGGGACUGUCGAGGUCCUGGACAGAAUGCUCACUACUGCCACGGCAUACCUAAAGCCUGGUGGCCGGUUCAUCUGCGUCCAUAUCGUCAACCCAAGGAGCCGCAACCUGAAAACUAAAAAGUAUGGCGUUUCUUACACAGACCUGGAGGAGAUCCCUGGGGGGCUCAAGUACUACGUGAAUUUAUGGGGAACGGAGCCACCGGUCAAAUUCGGAGGGUCAUCACUUGAGGUUCUAUAUUCCGGGUCUCUGUCCAUGUACGAGAAGUAUGGGCUGGUUGAUGCUGAUGUUAUCCCUGUUGAGAUGACGCAAAUUGUGAAGGGGGACCUGGAGUUCUGGAAAGAAUGCGUCGAGGAGCCCAUCAUUGAAUUUGUGACGGCUCGGAAGCCAAACUAG
This is a messenger RNA of Diaporthe batatas, 820 nucleotides long. RefSeq lists its product as uncharacterized. The record is from RefSeq and is a predicted model, not a curated record. The transcript has 2 exons. Bases 50 to 820 code for a protein of 256 amino acids. NCBI's taxonomy places the organism in Eukaryota, Fungi, Ascomycota, Sordariomycetes, Diaporthales, Diaporthaceae.